AUGGCGACGGACGUGCAAAAAUUUGCCCGACGGUUCGGCUUUGGGCUUGCCGCGGUUGCUGUGGGCGGCAGCAUCGUGCUGGCCUCAAGUUAUUACGUAAAAACGGGCCGCCGCGCCGUCAUCGUCGAUCGCUCAACGGGCCCCAAGGAAAAUACUGUGGCCGAAGGGCUACAUUUCUUGAUACCAUUCAAGCAAAAGGCUGUCAUCUUCGAUAUUCGCAGCAAGAAGAAAAAUUUGCGCGUUCAGGGGAAAUCUAAAGAUGAUCGUGAGGUGGUCGUUGUCCUUCGCUUCACCUUCCACCCUGACCCUGACAGGCUGGUCACGCUCUACGCGCGCUUUGGGGAUAACUAUGAUCAAUUUCUGUUCAACGCCGUCGAGGAGAUCGUCUACUAUGCUUUGGAACAAAACAGCAGUUCAACACUCGAUGCGGACCGUGAAGGGAUCCGGAACAAGAUUAUCAACGAUGCGUUUGCCCUCUUUGGAAACAUGAACGUGGUGCUUGAGGAUAUUGACAUGACGAAGCUGCUCGUAGAUCUGGUGCCGCAGGUGAAAGAAGAGAUUCAGAUCCCUUGCAUGACCAAGAAAAAUUCUGAAAAGUCUGUACAAAGCAUCGGGCUCGAGGCUGCCUCCGUCCCGAAGUCACUGCUUAUUAUCGAGGAGAGGGUCGACGAAACGGUGGCGCUGCUGCCCACGCCGACCCCGUCACUGCCUAAGGAUGAGCCUCCGCGAUCACGAAGGGGCUCUUAUCGUGUGGAGAUUCCAAAGACGCCCGAGUACUCUGUGGAGAAGAAGGAAAUCGAACACAAAGAGUUGGUCAUCGAGGCCAAGCCGGUGGCCAUCUACGAAAAUCUUCCGACCUCUUCGGAUAUUCAAACCUCCGACUUCACCAGCACCACAUCACCAAAGCAGCCUGAAUUGGCCUUGGAACACAACGACACCAACACUUUCUCCUGGAGCGAAGAGAUGGAAAAGGACCACGAUCACGGUGAUAGGAAGCGUGGCGAGAGCCAGGUGACGCCGGACUCUGACCAAGCCUCGGUUGACAGCGGCCGUGCCACGGCUCCUCCGGCCAUGCACCCCAUCGCUGGCGGAGAGAUCGUCCCCCAGUACGAGUUCGAGAUCCACAACAGCUACGUCGGGCUCGUGAUUGGCGUGGGCGGGAAAACGAUCAAGGAAUUGAGCACUCGCACCGGUGUCGUGCUGGAGAUCCGGCCCCACUACAGCCCGGAGAAGGUCGACACCCAUCAAAUCUGCCAAGUCCGCGGCAAACGGGAGCAGAUCAACAGGUGCCUCUGCAUGCUGCGCAACCGCUUCCCGCCGGAGCGUUUCCCGGAGUUGAACCUGCAGCCGGUGCUCGCCGUCCCAUCGAUCUCCUACCAGUCUGACGACCAGUUGCAGCCCACUUGGCUUGCUCUGCCGGAGUGCGUCUCCACCGAAGUGACCGUGUCCGCCGUCGUCAACCCCAGCCACUUCUUCCUGCAACAGCCCACGCAUCCAUCCUUCAAUUCACUGGCUCUGCUCGACCAUCACAUGCUGCAGAACUAUGCUAACGCCGCCGACGUGCCUGGCUUGGAUGAUGACCAACUCAUAGCCGGUGUUGUUUGCGCCGUCCGCGUGCUGGAUGCCUGGUUCCGUGCCAUGACCGUGAGCUAUUGUGAUGAGAGUGAUGAGAUGCUCGUCCGAUUCGUCGAUUAUGGUGGCUAUACUUGCGUCGUGCGCGAUGACCUGCGCCAAAUCCGCUCCGAUUUCUUGGCGUUGCCAUUCCAGGCCGUGGAGUGCUACUUGGCGCACGUCGAGCCCAUCGAUGGUAGCUGGAUCUGGUCCGACGAAGCUCAUGAGGUGGUGCAGAAUGCUGUCGGCGGGAAGAUUCUCGAGGCUCAUAUUGUCGGCUACCACAUUGAUGAUAGGAUGCCGUACGUCGAGCUGACGCUUCCCGAAGAGCAGGACAAGGCACCAAUGCGUAUUGACCAGCUUUUGAUGCAGUUGGGUUUGGCGAAGCGGGCUGACCCGAGUCAGAUGCAGCGAGUGCCCAGGUCGAAGGUGUGGAACCAGAUGAACGGCGGUGCGGCGAACAUGUCGAUGCAACUG
Mesorhabditis spiculigera is the source of this 2088-nucleotide messenger RNA. NCBI's taxonomy places the organism in Eukaryota, Metazoa, Nematoda, Chromadorea, Rhabditida, Rhabditidae. The record is from the annotation of a GenBank genome assembly.